AGAGUGAGAGAACGUGGUGGAGAGGCACCAGGCGUCUCUUUGACAUCUGCGCAUUUCUCGCGCUCGCUCAGGGGAAAACUCCAAAACAAGCAACAUGGCGGACCCGAGCAACGAGCCUGCAUCGUCGAGCGGCGUCUCGGAGCAGGUCGCCGCGACGACGGCGGCCACCGCCCACGCGACGCCGAUACGCGAGGACCUCGACAAGCCCGAGGACUUUCCCGAGCCCGACAAGAAGCGGCGUAGGACGUUGCGUGCCGAAAACGACGCCGCGAAAACCGAACAAAAGUUGGAGCACCGUCUGGGCGGUAUCCUCUGCUGCGCAGUUUGUCUCGAUUUGCCACGAGCGGCUGUCUAUCAGUGUGCUAAUGGACACUUGAUGUGUGCUGGUUGCUUCACUCAUGUCCUCGCAGAUGCCAGGCUACGGGAUGAAAUGGCAACAUGUCCCAACUGCAGAAUCGAAAUCAGCAAGACCAGCGCAUCUCGAAAUCUGGCAGUUGAAAAAGCCGUGUCUGAGUUACCCGCAGAGUGUCAAUAUUGCGCGAAGGAGUUUCCGCGAAAUUCCUUGGAGCAUCACGAAGAGGCUACAUGCGAAGAAAGGAUAUCUAGUUGCAAAUAUAGUAGAAUCGGUUGUCCAUGGCGAGGCCCGAAUCACGAGAUCCCGGAACAUGAGACUCACUGCGUCCAUCCUCAUCGUACAGGUGCGGAUGUGAUGGAGGCUCUACGCGAAAUCGAUGCCCGCACCUUGGAAGAACGUAGGCUCUAUGACAAUGUCUUUGAUCUUUUGUCCUACGAGAAAAUCACGUUUAACGAUUUACAGAUGAAGCCGUAUCGUACCGAUGAAUUUGUCCAUAAAUUAUUUUAUGAAACCUCACGAUUCGGUGCUUUCAAUAAUCAGUGGGUAGUGAAGGCAAAGAUCAAUAGUAGUCAACGCGAUCCUACUCAAAGUUCAGAGCGAGACAUGACUUAUCAACUGAUACUAAAGACAAAGACCACUUAUCCGCUACCGGUUUAUUACUUGAUCUUGAAAGGCCCAUUUGGCGAUAUGAAAGUGCAUCCGAGAAUACACAGAUUCGAAUUCACCGAGCAGGAAAACGAAAGUCCGUAUUUUACAUUACCAUUACCGGACACAGCAGAGUGCAAUAGACUUCUCGCUGCUAAGGCCAUCAGUUUUAGAUUAAUAAUGUUCCUGGCAUCUAAGUAGCUUAUAAGGAUAAUAUCUAUUGUCAAGAUUUUGUCACAAAUGGAACCGAUCGACGCGGUCUUCUGGAUGUAAUAAUAAAUAAGAAUGAUAGAGAUUACAGAGAUUUAUAACCAUUUAUAGUAGCGCUAAUCAUGAUAAUGAUAAUAAUUAGCAAAAGAAAUUGAAGAUGCUUUUAUCACUGGAAUGUUUCAAAGUAAUAUGUUAAGAUAAAGAUAAAUUAUAUAUAAAAUUAAUAUAAUAUAUAGUAUAUACAACUAUAUACACAAUAUACAAAAAGCACAGGUAUCAUUUGAAAAAUUAAUCUGGUUAAAUUGUUUUUUUUUUUUUUUACGUCUCUUUCACAUUAAAUUUUUAUAUUUAAAGAAGAAAGAACUAAAGACUAGAGAGUAGCUAUAUGUAGAUUACUGUUAGACAAUAAGCGGACUUAAUUUUAUGUACCAAUUGUGCAAUGUACUUGUAUUUCAAGACGAAGCUAAAUGAACAGUAUCACACUUAGAUAAUACUAAUUUAAUACACAUACCUGUCCACGAGAAGUCUCUCGUGUUUCUUUUAUUUAAAUAAAUAAGACGCUAUUGAUGUAAAAUUUCGAAUAAAGGUUUGGAAUUGUAAUAAGCCUAAA
Messenger RNA from Formica exsecta, 1820 nucleotides. RefSeq names its product cysteine and histidine-rich protein 1 homolog. NCBI's taxonomy places the organism in Eukaryota, Metazoa, Arthropoda, Insecta, Hymenoptera, Formicidae. Bases 95 to 1201 code for a protein of 368 amino acids. The transcript is spliced from 6 exons. The record is from RefSeq and is a predicted model, not a curated record. Gene Ontology annotation, cellular component: nucleus. Gene Ontology annotation, molecular function: zinc ion binding.